UCUUUAGCGCCUCCGAUUGUCCCCGACAUCUGCAGCUCGGUGCCAUCUGUGGACAAACAAGGAAAGGAUUAAGCGGCAGCUUCCUCUCUGACGCACCCUCAUCGUCUCGUGGCAGAUAACCACGGUCGACUCUGUUCGUUGGCGCCUGGUCCACUGUGGAGUGCCUGUUCGGCUUGUUUUACGAGCCCCAUAAGUACGCAUUAGCGGAGUGACUGCGACCAGCGGGGCAUCUCGGCCCCCGACUCAAUCGAACCGAACGCCAUGGGCUCCCUCAUCGUCGACUCCAUCCUGACGCCGUUCAGCUGGUACAGCCUGCUGCCCAUCGUCGGCUUCGCGGCCUUCCUCUUCCUGGUGGCCGCGUACCAGAGGACCCAGUUCUACUGGAUCACCGACAAGGCCGGAGACGUGGCGCAGUACGUGGCCGCGCGGUUCCGCAAGAAGCCCAGGCGUAGCCCGGAGUCCCACGUGCCGUGGUUCAUCGCGGGCGGCGCCUCUCCCGCUUCGCCGGGCAUCGGGAUGACCACCUUCCAGAUGCACCACGCCUCGGCCGCCGCGUACGCACCCGAGGGCGUCGCCGCGGCGUCUUCGAGCGGUGGUGCACCCCCCGCUGUGCUCAACAGCGGCACCUCUGGCCAGAUGGACGCCGCCCCUCGGGCGAUGCCGAUUCACGCGCACGGCAGCGGUCACCUGCCCACCUUGCCCGCGGUGCCAGUCCUCAUCAAGGUCACCGACCUGAGCGAAUGGCGCAUGUGAGCGUGAACGUGAGCGUGGGAGUUAUGUGAAUGUGAACCGUAUGUUUUUCACGGGGCUGUUCGUUUGUAACCGUUCGUUGCGAGGAUCCUUCCAUUACAAGAGAAUGCUUCCGCGGUUCCGUCCUCAAGGUCAUCGACGUCGGCGAGGUUUUUUCUUUCCUCAGAGGGGGCUGAGCUGCUCAGUUGCAAUAGCUGCUAACGGAAACAGUGGUGCGACGCCAGGCAACGCGGUUAUAUUGCGAGACUUUUUCGAACAGUGUCCCACAGCCUUUAGAGCAUCGAUGAUCUCUCUGUAUGUACGUGUGCGUGCGAACAGAUGUGUUCGUAAAGCCUAAUUUCCGAUGGGGGCUUCUUAAUUUGUUAAAUCGUGAAUUCUGACGUGGCGUUCUCUAGAACAGUGCGUGAGUGAAACCUCGCAUGUCGGCUGAUAUUUGAAUUUUUUUUUUCUAAAUGUGGGUGCUCGCUGAUGCCAGCAGAACAAAUUUCGUUUGCAAUGUUUGAGUUCGAACGCGUGGUCACAUGCUACGAUUCCGUUCGUGUACUUAUCUGAAUUGGAUCUGCAACCCUGACAGCCACUUAGCAUCUUGUGGCACGUUUCUAUUCUAUGUUUAUGUUCUAGUUUUCUAUGAUCGCGGCUGCGGUAGUAAUCGAUUGCCGGUGCUGACCCCGCCGACAAAGUGCCCCAAUGUUCUAAGCUAAGUCAUUGCUCGCUUUCCGUGUGUCUCUCUUCUUUUUAUCCCGCCCCUUUGCACUGCGAUGUAUUUAGUGUCAUCUUAGUUCGCGCCCGAAAGCAACGAACAACUUUCAUGAAGACGACGAAAUGAUGAGCGCUCUGCUGCAUUAUUUUAAUAAAAUCUUUUUUUUUCAUG
Molecule: messenger RNA, 1621 nt
Organism: Dermacentor albipictus
Lineage: Eukaryota; Metazoa; Arthropoda; Arachnida; Ixodida; Ixodidae
Source: RefSeq, a predicted model, not a curated record